AUGAUGAUGAGGAAGCAAAAACAAGUAGAGAAGAAAACAAACACUUUCCUACUUCAAAAAUCAGCAACAAAAGAAUACCAAAUAACAGCUCCAAAUGAUGAUCAAUAUCAUUCCAAAGUAACAUCUAUAGUCACAAAAAAAUCACCUCCUCGAGUUGAAUUUCCUACCUCUCCACAACUCAUAUUUGGAGAAGAAAUAAUUCAUUUUAGUCAUCCACAGCAUCCUCUCUCCAUGGUGGACCUUCCUGAUCUCUUCAUUUGUGUAGGCUGUAAAGAAUAUGGCUCUGGAAAGAGAUUUGUUUGUCAACAAUGUGAUUAUCAACUUCAUGAGUUUUGUGCUUUGGCUCCUCCUGCUCUUCAAGCUCAUCCUUUCCAUUCUCAACAUGCUAUUUUGUUCCAUUCCAAACCAGUGAAAAGUGGAAUGACAAAAUCAAAAUGCGACGUUUGUGGCAAACCAACAAAAGGCUAUACAUUCCUAUGCACAGCAUGUGCUUUCCAAAUGCAUCCAUGUUGUGCCAUGCUCAACACAGAAAUUGACUUCCCAAAUCAUCCCCACACUCUCAAACUCACACCUUCAUCCACCACCACUUCCACCACCGCGACAAACACCGAUCAUUUCAACUCGAUCGUUUGCAACGAGUGCAAGAAACGACGAUCGGGUAAAGUGUAUCGGUGCACGGUGUGUAACUACAAUCUUCAUGCAUUUUGUGCCAAGAGUAAAGUGAAUGGUCUUCAAGCUAAUGGCAUUAGGGUUCCUGAAAAACCUAGUGUUCUUUCUGCUGCAGCUAAAGUUGCUUCUCAAGUUGUGAUUGAGUUUAUUGGAGGGUUUGUUGAAGGUCUUGGUGAAAAUUUGGGUGAAGUUCUUGUUCAAAAUAUUACCAAAGGAGGAAGUGGAACUCUCACUAGUGCUAAUAAUACUAUUACAAAACCUCGCAAAUAA
Molecule: messenger RNA, 939 nt
Organism: Vicia faba (fava bean)
Lineage: Eukaryota; Viridiplantae; Streptophyta; Magnoliopsida; Fabales; Fabaceae
Source: the annotation of a GenBank genome assembly